AUGACGAAAAACAAUCAGGUCAACCCCAGUCGAUCUCCGACUGUGUGGGUUGAUCAAUCUGCUUUCUUCCAUGAGCACCCGAGCUCAAAACCAAUUGCUUCUCCCGAUAUCCAACCUUCGCCGAGUCAGAUGAUGACCGCCGCUGCAAUAGCAAUCGGUUCGAAGAAAUCACUCCCGGAUCACCCAAAGCGAAGCAUCCCACAGCUGAACCAAAACCCAUGGGAUACUUUCGAACCUGUUGCCGCAUCAUCGCAUGAUCGGUCUCUGAUCUUUGCCCGACACAAGACGAUGAAAGGAGAGUUGGUGCAUAUCCAACAACUCAAGCAACAGUUCUCACCCGCUAAAGAUUUCCUAGAACUGAUGGAACAAAUCUCUCAUCCAAGCUUUCUGAGGUUGCUCGAACGUUACCACCAUGACGCAUCCUACACGUUGGUCUGGGAGCCAACGGAAGUGUCAGUCAGUCACAUUUUAGCCUCCAGCUGCUCGAUUACCACCGAUGAACUGGUUGGAAUUGUCAAACCGGUAUUGGAAGGAAUACAAUAUCUGCGCGGGCUUGGAAGAGCACUCGCCACCCUGGGCCCGGAAACGAUCCUGCUCACACAGUCCGGCGAUGUUAAGAUCAUGGGCGUCGAGAAUAGCUGCCAGAUCAAUGAAUCGGAGAUGAAUUUUGCGACGAUGAAAUUAUGCGCUCUAGCUGAUGUUGUCACAAAAUUGAUGCUGAGGAAUCCUACCUACGAGUGGGAACCCAAGAUCAAAAAUUUGCCUUGCCAGCUGGAAAGCAUAUCCGUUGAGGAACUCUUGAAGGUAAAUUCAUUCCGUCUCUCCAAAUUCUCCGCUAAGGUGACAGAAUGCGAUGUUUACCAGAGGGUCAUGCGAAGGAGAGUUGAAAUUGUUGGUCAGUGUAGCCAACAAGACUGCUUAUCACGGUAUUAA
Penicillium salamii is the source of this 933-nucleotide messenger RNA. The record is from the annotation of a GenBank genome assembly. Lineage: Eukaryota; Fungi; Ascomycota; Eurotiomycetes; Eurotiales; Aspergillaceae.